AUGGAACACAUGCCCAACGAGCAGGACUCUAACCCAUCAGAGGGAGAAGAGAAACGGUGGCUCAAUGGCCCGAAGAGGAAGAGAAAGAACAGCCAGUGUUCGGUGAAGAGCGUGUCUGGCCUCUACAGCAACACGGUUGAGAUGCAGAUUGAUGGGUACAUACCUAGCUACCUGGAGAAGGAUGAGCCGUGUGUGGUGUGUGGGGACAAAGCUACAGGCUAUCACUACCGCUGCAUCACCUGUGAGGGCUGCAAGGGUUUUUUCCGUAGGACCAUUCAAAAGAACCUCCACCCCACGUACUCCUGCAAGUACGAUGGCUGCUGCAUCAUCGACAAGAUCACACGCAACCAGUGUCAGCUGUGUCGCUUCAAGAAGUGCAUCGCAGUGGGCAUGGCCAUGGACUUGGUGCUGGACGACUCGAAGCGCGUGGCCAAGAGGCGUCUCAUCGAGGAGAACCGCGAGAAAAGGAAGAAGGAGGAGAUGGUGAAGUCGCUGCAGGUCCGUCCAGAGCCCACGGGGGACGAGUGGGAGCUGAUCCGGCACGUCACCGAGGCCCACCGGCACACCAACGCUCAGGGCGCACACUGGAAACAGAAGCGCAAAUUCCUGCCAGAGAAAAUUGGCCAGUCCCCCAUCGCCCCCUCGUCGGACGGAGACAAAGUGGACCUGGAGGCCUUCGGCGAGUUCACCAAGAUCAUCACUCCCGCCAUCACACGUGUCGUUGACUUUGCCAAAAAACUGCCCAUGUUCUCAGAGCUGCCUUGUGAGGACCAGAUCAUCCUGUUGAAGGGCUGCUGUAUGGAGAUCAUGUCUUUGCGAGCCGCCAUGCGCUACGACCCCGAGAGUGAGACGCUGACCCUGAGCGGAGAGAUGGCCGUGAAGAGGGAGCAGCUGAAGAACGGAGGCCUGGGCGUGGUGUCGGACGCCAUCUUUGAUCUGGGCAAAAGCCUGGCGCAGUUCAACCUGGACGACACAGAGGUGGCGCUGUUACAGGCCGUGCUGCUCAUGAGUUCAGAUCGCUCUGGCCUCACGUCCAUGGACAAGAUUGAGAAAUGUCAGGAAACCUACCUGCUGGCGUUUGAGCACUACAUCAACUACAGAAAGCACAACAUUCCCCACUUCUGGCCCAAGCUCUUGAUGAAAGUGACCGACCUGCGCAUGAUCGGAGCCUGCCACGCCAGCCGCUUCCUCCACAUGAAGGUGGAAUGUCCAAACGAACUCUUCCCACCCCUCUUCCUGGAAGUCUUCGAGGACCAGGAAGUUUGA
Knipowitschia caucasica is the source of this 1266-nucleotide messenger RNA. Lineage: Eukaryota; Metazoa; Chordata; Actinopteri; Gobiiformes; Gobiidae. The record is from the annotation of a GenBank genome assembly.